CGGACAGCGACGCCAGCACAGUCCAGACUCCGCGAGCGAAGAACUUUCGCUCGAGCGUCCUGCCGUAUCUGCUGCCGUUUAAUGCUUUCGUUAACGGCAGUUUGCUGGGUGAGGACGUGAACCGCUGGAGAAGACCGCGUGUCGCGGUACAUUUGGCCUCCUUUAGGGUUUGACUCCUGUUUCAACAAGAUAUUUUGAAACCGCGGAGCUGCAAGAAAACACCAUGGAUGUAUAAAGAGAACCCACCCACAGCAGUGACAGACCGCGGGAAAAUGUCGUUACUUCCUGUGCAAUGAAGUCUUGGCGCGACAUUACAGUUGUAAACAACAGGAGGACGCAAAACAAUACGGAAACAAGAACUCCUUAAGAAACUGAGCCACAGAGAAACUUGAGAUAAUGGAGCAUUGGAACAUUGAGACAGACAGUGCAUCUGGUUUCUUGGUACCUGAUGUCAAUGAAAAUUCUGUGGAUAUCUACGAUGGCCUGGACAUCGGUUCCACCAGUGAUGCAGAGAAAUCAUCUCCACAUGCUUCUCAGCUAAAAGAGUCGAUGGAUCUUUAUGAAGAAAUUAUCACAGAAGAACAGCAGAACAGAGAGUCAACAUACUCUGAGUUGAAGUCCAGAUUCCACGCAGCUCAGAACCAAAUUAAAGAGUUGCGCAGGAGACUGGAGCAAAUGGAGAUGCAGAAUACAGGACUGAACACUGAGAACUACCUUCUUAAAAAGAACAUCUCUGCACUUUUACGAACAGCUAGACAGGAGGUUACCAGAAAAGAUGCUGAGAUUCAGAGGUUGAACCAAAGGUCAGCGAAAGGGCUCCAUCAUCAUCAAUCUCAUAUUAAUAAUAUGCAGGAUAAAAAUUCCUCCAGUCGGAUCUCCACAGGUUGCUGCAAGAGUAGGCCACCUCCUCCACCUCCCUCCAGCCUUCCGCCUCCUCCUCCACCAUCCAGUCCUCCUCCACCUCUACCAGCCUCAACUCCAGGGGAGGAUCAUCCUCCAAAGGAUCCUCCUCAACCUUCUAGGAAAGACAGCGACAGUCCCACCUGUCAGCCCAGCGGAUCUUGCAUCAAGAUGAGAACUUCAAAAGCAUCGUCUCACGGUCAUUUAAAAAGUUUCUCAAGGAAAGAUUGUGAUGUACGUGACAAACCGACUGACCACUCUGGCAGCAAAUCCAGCAGCAGUUCAUUAACUCGACAUAGUGAGUCAGACAAACACAAGUCCAAGUGCAUAGAGGAAAAAUAUCAAAGUCAAAAACUAUCUGAAUCAACAGAUAGGAAACGUAAAUCUGGUUCAGAUCCCAACAAGGACGGUUAUGCCCCUGAGAAACACAAGUCUCACAAGGCAGACAAAGAAACAGGACGAAGAUAUGGAUCCAGGUCAUGUAAAAGCAGGAACUACCUAAAUGUUGACGGGCACCACAGAUCAGAGAAGGCUAAAAGCCCUCCACCAGAGAUUUUACAUAGUGCUGCUUCCUCUGAUGAUAAGAAAGGGAGAAGUCAAGAACGGAGACGAGAUAAAGCCAAAAUGUCCACGUCAGACUCAGAACAUAGUGCCGCACGCAGCUCUAAAGAGGGCCACAGCUCUAAAGAGGGCCACAGCCGAGAUCAUAGAAAAAGCAAGACUAGUGACAGUUAUAUCAGAAGUUCAGACUCAAAGGACUGGAAAAAGUCCUCUUCAAAUCAUGCUGAGCACUACUGUGAUUCCUCUAAAGAGAGGGAAGGGGAUAGACUUUCAAAGGAUUAUCAGAGGAAGGAGGAUAGACGGCGUAAAGAGGAACUCAGUAGAAAGCAUAAGAGGAGCACUCUAUCAAAGACAAGCAGAGAACGUGAGAAACGGGGAUCAAAAGAAUCGGAGCAGGGUAAAGCUGACGUCUGUAGUAAGGAAAAACAAGAACAGACACAAGAGGCCUUAAAAAGAUCAUCUGAAGAACCAAAUAUCACCAAGAAAAGCUUAGUGGAGGAAAAUAGUCCAAACAGGAAACUGUGUUUCAUGGAAACAUUGAAUCUAACCCUUUCACCAAUUAAGAAGCCAGUGCUGCCCAUCGAAGCAAGCAGGGAUAACCUCGAAACAGUGGACCAGGUAGUUGAAGACGAACCAGAUGAUGAGAGUUCACAGCCUAACGUUGAAGACAUGUGUGUGAUUGAUGAAGUAGACAGCAGUGAAUUAGAAGCAGGGUUGGAAGAUGUUGGAGAAGAUGUCCAGGAAAAGGACAUAAACCAGAGCGAAACUCCUGCAGCUGACAAGCAACUUGAAGACAAUUCAGUCCAAACAUCCUCAGCUCAUAGCCAAGCCCUAGAUACUGCAGAGAAUCCCGUGACUUUGCCUCUCACACCAAAAUCACCAAGGUGUACUUCUGUAAAAGCAGCAGGUGGGGACAUUUCAAAAAAUCAUGAGUAUAAAACCAAGCUGCCCUCAGACAGCCAGGUAGAUGAAUGUGGACCUCUGGAGGCUACAGAUGAUGUUGGUGACAUGCCCGGAAGCAUGUAUGAAGAACACUCGAGCAAUUCUUUACAAAAUGUCAACCCUGGAAAUAAUACGGAUCAAUCUGUUGCUGUUACCGAACCCGUUGUGCUUGAUUCAAGAGUAGAACUGAGGGGUAAAAGUACAGUACAGAAAGGCCUACCUGUGGAUUUCGUUGAAGACAGUGCAGCUGCUUCACCCUUAAGGGAAAAUCCUCCAGCUGAAGAUGUUCGCGACAAGACCGAUCCCAAGAGUCAGCAAUCUCAGCAAAUGUCCCUACCUCAGGACGGUCAGCAAAUGUCCCUACCUCAGGACGGUCAGCAAAGACUGGGUCCUCCUGCUUCCGCUUCCAUUCACCAGAAAGAUAGUUCUAUGCAAAGUGGCCCUAAAGAUGCAGAUGCUGUAUCCAGUACAAUAAGCCUGGAAUCGGUCCCACAAGAAGGGCUGAGUCUUCCUGAGGCUAUUUAUGUUUUAACACAGGCAAAUGAGGACGCCAGCGACAACAGAAGCAUCACAACUGAGCCAAGUUCUUCAACCGGCUGUAUCGCAGUGUCCAAAGUCAGCAGUACCACAGAGGAGACAGCGCUGCCAGAGAAGUACAGAGACCUCACUUUGACUCCUAAUAAGAGCUUCAGUCCUGCAAAGAUUCGGGAGAAUAAUGUUGAGCCUUCCAGUUCAAUGCCAUUACUCCACGAUGAGGACUCCAUGAUGCGCACACUGAGCAGUCUGAAGAAAAUCCCUGAUGCCAUAAGUCCUCUGAGGAGCCCAAUACGAAUCACCAAGAGAAGUCAUCUCUAUGUUCAUGGCAAGCCUGGUCAUGUCAAGAGCCUUCAAAAAGAUUUCUCCAGCACAGCUGUUGAUGCCAACUCAAAGAAGUUGGAUGUAAACAAAGAAAACAAAUAUCCAGGUUCCCCUGCAAACCAUGACAAGUAUAACUCGGUGGACAAGGUAAUCCUGCCUUCAAGUCUCUCUGACACUGAACUGGAGGAAGGGGAAAUUGUAAGCGAAAGUGAUGAGGCGGCUGCAGGAUCUCCUGUUCCUGCAACCAAGAGGGCAAAGUUGGCACGACCAGUCAGAAAUAAACAAAAUCCUAAGUCUGUGUUGAACAGGACAUCUGAAGAUAGGUGUGUUGCAUCAAAAGAAACAAAUGAAACGGCAGGUGUAUCUACACGAAGUCCAAAAAGUCGUUUUAAAACCGUUUGUCCUGCAGCAACUAAAGCUUCUUUUUCCACUAUAGAGGCAGUAAUGGAAACAUUCAAGUUGGUUCGUACCGAGAUCAGAAAAAAGUACAUGAAGCUUCAUAAAACCUUUCCCAAGAAGAGCUUUUAUGGUGUGAUGGACAAUUUCCAGGAGUCUUUUUUAGAAUUUGUGGAUGGUGCUAAUUUUGUUCAAAUAUGCAGUCAGGAAGAGGAGCUGAAAGCCAAGCUGAAGAAACUGAUUGCAUCUGUCUUUAGCAAAGUAUCAAAUAAUGGUAUUGUGAAACGGAUCUUUGAACAGCAAGCAGUUGAUCUAAAGCAAAAGUUGUGGGACUUUGUAGAUGUCCAAAUUGACUACUUGUUCAAGGAUAUUUACACAACACUAAAGAGCCUUUGCAAACCAGAAAGAGCUCAGGCCGAGGACAAGAGGCCCAGUGGAAAUGAGAAAGUAUCUAAGCAGCCUCCUGCAAAGAAGUCACAAUGUCAACAAAAGGUAGCACCGUCGGCUCCGACCAGCCUCAAUCGAAUAAAGCCUUGUGCUGCUGCACCUUACAAAACAGGCCUUGGAAGUAGAGGCAAAGAUAUCAGAAUCACACAUGAGAGGAGUGUUGAGCCUCAUCCAGCAAACUGCCUGAAUACACACACUGUGGUCAACUUCCUUCCUCCUCAAAAUAUUCCUUCAACUCCAGAGAAAAAUAACAUGUCUUCUUUGGUUGUCUCUCAAAAUGGCUCUUUGCUUGACAAAACUGACUUUGAGCUACUCACAGAACAGCAAGCCUCCAGUUUAACAUUCAACCUGGUGAGAGAUUCUCAAAUGGGAGAAAUCUUCAAGUGUCUCCUUCAAGGGUCCGACUUACUAGAAACCAGUGGCAUCACCGGCGACAAUACUACCUGGUCCCUCAGUACACCAAGGAAGGAUGGAGAGAGACGCAUCAGCAUCACCACGCCGACUAAAUUUGACUCUCCAUCUAAACUGCUUUCUCAGACAAAAUUUGACACUCCAUCCAAACUUAUCGCUACAUGGUCUAGUAUUUCACCUCGCAAGAUGUCGUCUCCACGAUCCAAAGAUAAGAUCCCACUGAAUCCCGCCUUAUUUGAUGAAAGUUGCUUGUUAGAGGUGCCAUCAGAUAACCGAGCAAUGCUGCAGUCCAGCUUGCCCUCACAGAGAACAUAUUCCAUUCUAGCUGAAGAUCUGGCAGUCUCGCUCACCAUUCCAUCACCCCUCAAGUCCGACAGCCACCUCAGCUUCCUACAGUCAUCGAGCAUGCACGUCAUGUCCACUCCAGACAGUGUCAUCAGCGCUCACAUAAGUGAGGAUGCGCUGCUGGACGGGGAAGACGCUACAGAACAGGAUAUUCAUCUGGCCCUUGACACCGAUAACUCCAGCUGCAGCUCCAGCAGCAGCGUGGUUUCGGAAGCAACACCUUUUGUGUUCAAGACCGACCUGCCCAUGCAGGCGCUAGUGAUGGAGAAAUCCAACGACCAUUUCAUUGUGAAGAUUCGUCAGGCAGCCGCUGGCGCAGAUACCACGCUCACUGCUGAUGACAGCUUAAGUCAAACACUAACGGAGGAAGAUCAACAACAUAGAGAAGAUGAUGCGGCGAUUCAAGAAAAUCCAGCAAAAGAUGUUCUGUCAGACAAAUCGAAGAAGGUACCACCAGAGAACAACCUGUCUAACCUUGUUGAAAGCUCCGGGGUCUGUCAGGCGGACAUCGAGUCAGAUAUCUCUCGAGAUAAGAGCUUAACACUAACAAAAGAUCCAUCCCACAACAAAGAUAAGUCCACUCAACAAAAUACCUCAACGGUUUGUUUUUCUGAAGAUUCAAAGAAACCAUCGGUGUCUCUGAAAAAUCUGCCUAAAACUACUCCUCCAGAUCAUCACGAGACUCACAGCUCAUCAGAUCAUUUCUUUGGGCAGAUCAGCCAGGUAACCAGCAGAGAAGGUAUUACAGUCACUGCUGAUGAGAACGCAGGUCAAACACGACAUAGAGAAGACAUGACAACUCCCCCAAAAGCUCUUGUGUCUGCGUCAGCUAACAGGAACAAAGUGUUAGCAUCACAUGCUUCAGACUCAGAGAGAGAUGAAAUGGAGGUGUCAGAGUCAGAGACAAGUCUCACAAUUGCAGAAGACACAAGCAGCACAUCAGACAAAGACCAAAGGGAAUGUGGCAAAGGCAGGAAACGGAACAAGCACCAGGAGGAGUCUAGAGCCAAGCGUUCCAGGAGAGAGGAAGAGGAGAGCACGGAAGAGAUGUCCAAUGGCAAGCAAGACCAUUGUGAAUCUAAAUCCUCCCCCACAUCUCUAUCCCCCAACAGUCUCUAUGCCAAGAAUGUAAUCAGGAAGAAGGGUGAGGUGGUGAUGUCAUGGACCAGAGAUGAAGAUCGAGCUAUUCUGAUUGACCUGAAGACAAAAGGGGCUUCACGUGAGACUUUUUCUGCCUUGUCAGAGAAACUUAAUAAGCCAUCAGGGCAGAUUGCUCACAGAUUUUACCAGCUCAUGAAGCUUUUUAAGAAGCAGGAGAAAAUGGACACCUGAUCCCUCUGACUGUGCGUGCUCUGAUUUAUGCAUAUAGUUGUUGUAUUCGAACAACACACACAUACUGUGGCCCCAUCACAGAUAUGUAGGCUCCGUCUUCGCGGAUCACAGGAUCGAUCCCCACAUAGACUGCUCUUCGCAUCAAGAUCUGGAGCUCUGCAUACUCCCAUCAUCAGCCGAGUACAAAUAUGGACAGCAGUUUUAGCCAAACUUUGUUUCCCAAAGGAAGGUCAAAACUUCAGUCGCUUGAAGGUGUUCCUGUGUGGUGGUUUUCCACACAGCAACAGUAUCAACAAUAAUGACUCGUCUUCAGCACAACUGACGAGACAGAUUGAUGUGAACGCUGAAACAGUGUUAGUUUUGGAUGCACUUUUUGGUUUUUAGCACUCCACACCACAGCCACUACUGCAGUAUCUGUGCUGGAUGCUGAUGUCUGGUCCUCACAGAAGUAUAUGACUUUGUCCUCAGUGCACUAUCUGUACGUGCUUUCCUUUCUCAGUAUUUGCAGAUAUGAUACAUUGCAAAAAUGUUAGUGCCAACAAGGUCAUGUUACGUCUGGUCCUAAACGUGUUUUUCUCAAAGCAUUUGGAUAAACUGCCUUUGGACUAGGAUGAUUCCACGUUCCAGUAUGCUCAGUCCUAAAUUAAGUGACUGUUUAGUUCCUAAAAUUAGUGGACGCUCACUGGAGACAACUUGAAGCACCACCCAUCGGUAGACCUUGAGCUAUGGGACUAAUUGGACCGUUUUAUUAUCAUUUUUUUAUGUGAUAUUUUGGAUCUCAUUUUAAUGGAUGUAUUUGUGGGGUCGUGCUUGAUAUGUUUGAAGGUUGUUGAAAUGUUUACAUGUCCAAUUAAUGUACAGGACAGGACGUUUAUCUCUGUUAAUACAAAUUAAACCUUUUAUCUGUGGGCCUGACUGGCUUUUAGUUUGGCUCAUCCUAUUGCUCAUUAACAGCAUGGAAUGCAAUAUUGUGAAUAUUGUGUGUAAUUCUUUACUGAAAAUAAAGUUUUAUUUAUUUA
Messenger RNA from Micropterus salmoides (largemouth bass), 7211 nucleotides. It is a transcript of the gene casp8ap2, whose product is annotated as caspase 8 associated protein 2. Gene Ontology annotation, molecular function: transcription corepressor activity. NCBI's taxonomy places the organism in Eukaryota, Metazoa, Chordata, Actinopteri, Centrarchiformes, Centrarchidae. Gene Ontology annotation, cellular component: mitochondrion; PML body. The transcript has 10 exons. The record is from RefSeq and is a predicted model, not a curated record. Bases 397 to 6192 code for a protein of 1931 amino acids. Gene Ontology annotation, biological process: Fas signaling pathway; extrinsic apoptotic signaling pathway via death domain receptors.